CGGGCACGUGCCCAAGCCACCAGGUGUAACGGGCCAGGUAGCCCUCUAUCAGACGCUGGAGGAGGCUUCGGCUCUGUUCUCCCGGAGGGGGUGGCCCUCGCACCGCACCCCGCCGACAGCCGUAGGGAGCUCCCAGCGUCCGCCCCACUCAGAACCCUGCAGUUUCCGGGAGCUCUCGGUUGGCUCCGCGCCCUUCCUCUGCCACAGCCAAAGCCAGGGCCAGUCAGGGGCGGAGCUGAAGCCUCCAGCCGCUGGGUCCCUGUCCCCACGGUCCACCGCUUCAGGGCCAGAACGCGACGAGGGACAGCUCUCGCGCCCGCGCCGGCCUACGGCCCCUCGCCCGGCUUUAACACCCUGCCCCGCGGCAGCCGCGGUAGGCAAGGAGGCCCGCAAGACAGAGCCCCAAGCCGCGCCCCGACGGCCGGCCGAAGCAGCCCCAUGGUCGAGCAGGUGGCCCUGGUGAUUGGGGGUAUCGCUGGGGGGCUGCUGCUGCUGCUGUUGAUCGGGGUCAGCUGCUGCCUCUGGAAGAGGCUUUGUGCCAAGUUCACCUAUGAGGAGCUGCCCGGGACCACCACUGCCUCCAGCCCACAGAGGGACAAGCUCUGCCAACUGCCUGCCAGGACCCAGACAAGCAGGCCACCAGGUGUGCCAUUUGUGGUGCCCCCUUCCUUCCAAAGCCGAGACUGGGUGCCCCUGCACCGCAGAGAGUGGGCCCAGGUGCCACAGCGCCCCUGCCUAGCCCCGGAGCGCCUGCCCCACACCGCUGGCAGCAACCUUGGAGAUGUGCGCAUGGUGGGAACCAUCAACCCAGAGCUGUACAAGCUCCCAGAGGACAACAGUGAGACCAACUUCCCUGAGGGCUGCUUGGGGCGGCUGUGGUUCUCCGUGGAAUACCAGCAGGAGGCCGAGCGGUUUCUGGUGGGCCUGAUCAAGGCACAGCGGCUACAAGCCCCCUCAGAGAUCUGCAGCCCCCUGGUGAAGCUCCACCUGCUUCCAGAUGAGCGGCGCUUCCUCCAGUCGAAGAUCAAACGCAAAACCACCAACCCACAGUUUGACGAGCACUUCGUCUUCCAGGUGUCCAGCAAAAGCAUCAGUCAGAUGGUGCUGAGGUUCUCGGUGUACCACGUGGACAGGCAAAGGAAGCAUCAGCUCCUGGGCCAGGUGUUCUUCCCCUUGAAGAACGAGGCCAUGGCAGGUGACUGCCGGCGCAUUAUCUGGAGAGACCUGGAGCCUGAGAGCCUGGAGCCUCCCUCGGAGUUUGGCGACCUCCAGUUCUGCCUCAGCUACAAUGACUGCCUGAGCCGGCUGACAGUAGUCGUGCUGCGAGCCAAGGGCCUCCGGCUGCAGGAGGACAGGAGUUUUGUCAGUGUGUUUGUCAAAGUGUCCCUGAUGAACCACAACAAGUUUGUCAAGUGCAAGAGGACUUCGGCUGUGCUGGGCUCUGCCAACCCUGUGUACAGCGAGACCUUCAGCUUCAAGGCCGAGCCCACCGAGCUGGACACUGCCAGCCUCUGCCUGACAGUGCUGCAGAGCAUCGAAGGGGACAAGAGCCACCAGCUGGGCCGGGUGGUGGUGGGCCCCUACAUGUACGCCCGCGGCAAAGAACUAGAGCACUGGAACGAGAUGCUCGGCAAGCCCAAGGAGCUGGUGAAGCGCUGGCAUGCCCUUUGCCACACCACCGAGUCCUGACUCGGGGCAGGGACCUCGGUCGGCCUCAGGAGCCCACUCUCUCACCACCAUGUGUGACAGCCAUAGGUCUGAAUGCUUCGACCAGAAUCUCAUUGGGCUGCUAGGCCAGCCAGCCCAUGCCAGGGGGACAUGAGUGCAGAUGUAUAGGAGAGCAGAGCGGACAAGAGAGCCCUGGCCUGGGUCAGCGGUGCGGCCACUCACCAGGCUGAGAGACCCUCCCAACUCACUCUUUCUUCACCCAUGGGGCUGCCUAGGCUUGGAAUCCUGGCUCCUGGUCAGCACAGUCGCAAUUUACGUGGCAAUCAGAAGUAGUCUGUUUAGCGAUAGUAUGGCUGUGUGUGCAGAAUAGAAGUGCAGGGGAAACUCAGGUUUCACCAGCUUAGAAAACUGAUGAUGUGUUGAUGCUAAAGCUGCAGGUUUUUGUCUUUGGUUUCUCUGCCUUCUCCCUAGCAGAGAAAACAAACUGCCCUGGGGGACAUAAGGGGAGGAGGGAACCCCCAAGCACUUAUUUCUGUUGGUCCACAAUAAACAGCACAGUCCGAGAAUGGGGUUCCAUGUGUAGGUGUGGGGCAGCCCCAGGGUGUCUGCGCCACAUGGCGUUCCCACAGCCCAGGACAGAAAGCUCCCAGGGAUGGGGACUCACUGGCUUCAGGGCCUGUGGGAGAAUACUGUGAGCAGCCUCCCCAGGCACGGAGUGGCAGACAGGUUCUGGGCAUCAGCUCUCUGUGCCAGCUUAGGAGGGCACAUCUGUGCAUUAGGUCUCUCCCUGGGCUAUGUCAUAUCCUGCCCCCACACCAUGCCAAGUCUCGCCCACAGCCUGCCCUCCCAGAGUCCAACGCCUCACACCUCUGGUCUCACAGGUACUCUGCUGCUGGUUCCUGUGGUCUCCCUGGUUCGUGACUUUCUGCUCCUAGGGCACUCACUUUAGGCAGAAAAUGAUGAAAAUACAGAGCCAAAAUGUAGCCCAUGCAGCUGAGAGCUUUGCCUGUAAACCUAGCAGUUCCAUUAUGAUUAUUGUGCUGUGGUAGGCGUUGGUGUAAAAUUCAUUAAGAUGGAAGUUCCCACAAACCAUGGUUAUCAACCCCUGUGAAGUUGUACUCAAGGUAAUAAGCAGGCAUCACAUUUGUUGCUGUUACUUAACACCCAGUUUGUAUUUUCACCCUAAUGCUAUUGAACUUGCAGCAUCAACACAUUGUUAUUUUAUAACUAAAACAAACCUUUAAACCAGCGUCAUCUCUUUUUUUAUGCAGUGAAGCAACUUCAGCAAAAGAAAGUAGUGAACCUUAUACUCAGCUUCUGCCUCUUUCACUUGACUUCCAGUCUUAGUCCAGGCACAAAUACAAGCUUUCUCCAGCAGUGUUCCAUACAGACAGAAUAUCUUGUCAUUGCUUUCUCUCAACUUAUUUCACGGGCACAUUUUCAAUGUAGUCCACACUCCAGCCAUUUUUAAUUAGUGUUAUAGCUCACACAUAACAGGAGUUCUCUCUAUAUACAUUUUUUUAUUUUAUUGGGGGACAG
Messenger RNA from Hipposideros armiger (great roundleaf bat), 3207 nucleotides. It is a transcript of the gene SYT15B, whose product is annotated as synaptotagmin 15B. The record is from RefSeq and is a predicted model, not a curated record. Bases 439 to 1689 code for a protein of 416 amino acids. Gene Ontology annotation, molecular function: calcium ion binding; SNARE binding; calcium-dependent phospholipid binding. Gene Ontology annotation, cellular component: exocytic vesicle; plasma membrane. Gene Ontology annotation, biological process: calcium-ion regulated exocytosis. Lineage: Eukaryota; Metazoa; Chordata; Mammalia; Chiroptera; Hipposideridae. The transcript is spliced from 8 exons.